This is a messenger RNA of Lates calcarifer (barramundi perch), 1060 nucleotides long. RefSeq names its product asialoglycoprotein receptor 1a (gene asgr1a). Bases 110 to 946 code for a protein of 278 amino acids. The record is from RefSeq and is a predicted model, not a curated record. Lineage: Eukaryota; Metazoa; Chordata; Actinopteri; Centropomidae. The transcript is spliced from 8 exons.
UUCCAGUUCAAAGUGCGUCCUGUGGUCAAUGACCCUGGGCUCAGUGUUUGGACAGCUCACACUGUUCAGGCUUCACAGGAGGAGACACAGCAGGUGAGGAGACAUCGCCAUGACGACUGAAUACCACGACGACCCUGAAGACGACAGCAGCUCGUUCUGGAACAAAGAGCCUCGGCCUGUCUCUUUCUCAGGUCUCUCCAGGUUCAGACGUUGGCUGUUUCCUGCUCUGACGGCCACAUUCAUCCUGAUUCUGAUCAUAGCAGUGGGAGCUAACGACACGAAGGCGUCAAACCGGCUGUGGUAUGUGGAGAAGAGUGUUUCCAACCUGACUGGAACACUGGGCGCUGCGCAGCAGCUGGCUAAAGAGGCUGCUAAAGACGUUCAGAGGCUGAGGUUUUCUGUGGACAACAACAGGGACCAGCUGAGCUCUGUGUCAGACGCGCUGAGGCAGCUCUCAACCCUGGACUCCAUCAGCAGGACCGUCGCUAAGCUCAAAUGCUCCCUCGAACGCUUCAUGAACAACGGUUCGACCACAGACGGCUGCUGUCCUCUGGGUUGGGAUCUGUUCGGUUCCAACUGUUACCUGUUCAGUAAGAUAACUUCGACCUGGCACGAAGCCAGAGACUGGUGCAACGGACACGAGUCUCACCUGGUCAUGUUCCACAGUGAUGAGGAGUGGGAGUAUCUGAGCCGUCACACUUUAGGCACCUUCCACUGGGUCGGUCUGUCUGACGAGAGAACAGGGAAAUGGGAGUGGGUCAACGAGACGCCGUACGUCAUGAACCGCAGGUGGUGGAUACCUGGUCAGCCUGACAGCUGGACCGGUCACGGUCUCGGUGCCGGAGACGAGGACUGCGCUCACCUUCACAACAAUGGACGCCUCAACGACCUGCACUGCUCCACCAUGAUGCGCUUCAUCUGCCAGAGACACAGCAUGCGCAGCUAGAGACCACACCCACCUCCUCCGUGCAGGCUCCGCCCACACGCCGCUCACCUCCUGUGUGUGUGUCAGAUCCACUGUAGACCCCCACCGAAACACCAAUAAACAGUCUGACCCAUC